AUGGAAGAGGAACUUGUAAAGCUCAAAGAUGGUGGAAUAAUCAAGCCAACUAGAUAUUCCACUUGGGUGUCAAAUUUGGUUCUGAUCAGGAAGAAGAAUGGGGAUAUAAGGUUGUAUGUAGAUUUCAGGAACCUAAAUAUGUCUUCACUUAAGGACAAUUAUCCAGUACCAAACAUGGAAUCCAUUUUGCAAAAGUUUGGUUGGUGGCAGUCUUAUGUGGUUUACUUGGGAGGGCAUCAUGAUGGAAGAUUGAGUGCUGUUGAGGUUGCAGAUUCUCAUUAUGAACUCCUGUCAUCUGUUUUGGGAAGCAAAGAAGUAGCCAAGGAUUCAAUCUUCUAUUCAUACACCAAAACUAUUAAUGGGUUUGCUGCUAAACUCCCGGAAAAUCAUGCUCUUGCUCUUAAAAAACAUCCUGGAGUAAUAUCGGUAUUUCCUAACAGUCGGCGAAAGUUGCAAACAACUCAUUCAUGGGCUUUCCUGGGCUUAGAAGAUGUCAAUCGACAGAUCCCUCCGCAAUCGCUAUGGAGAAAAUCAAAUUUUGGAAAAGAUGUCAUUAUUGCUAACUUUGACUCAGGUGUGUGGCCUGAAUCUGAAAGCUUCAGUGACAAGGGUUUUGGCCCCGUCCCUAGCCGCUGGAAGGGAAUUUGCGAAAAUAGCACUGGAUUCACUUGCAACAGGAAGCUGAUUGGAGCAAGAUACUUUCACAAGGGAUUUGAGGCUGAAAAUGGGCCUCUUGACCCCAAGGCAGGGGAACAACUUUCGGCGCGAGACGAUCAUGGGCACGGAUCUCAUACCCUGUCCACAGCGGGUGGGACUUAUGUGGAAAAAGCAAAUGUUUUGCGAUAUGGUCAUGGAGUUGCAAAGGGAGGGGCUCCUGCUGCCAGAGUUGCAACCUACAAGGUUUGUUGGAGCAAUGGCUCGGCAGAGUUCGGAUGCUAUGAUGCAGACAUUCUUGCAGCAUUUGAUCAAGGGAUAUAUGAUGGAGUAGACGUGAUCUCUAUUUCUCUUGGAGGUAUCCAGGGUGCAUUACUUCUACUUUCUGAUGGGGUUUCCAUUGGAUCACUCCAUGCUGUCCAGAAAGGAAGGGUUGUGGUUUGUUCUGCAGGAAAUGAUGGUCCAAGUGCAGGCACUGUAUUGAAUGUGGCUCCAUGGGUUAUAACUGUAGGAGCAAGUACCACAGAUAGACAAUUUGCCUCAGUUGCUUUCUUAGGAAACAAGACAACUUGUAAGGGACAAAGCUUAUCACAGUUCCCUCUAAAAAGGAGACGGAUGUACCCUCUGGUAUCUUCAAUAGAUGUUAGAGGUAGAGGUGUAAAUGAAAGUGCUGGGGAGUCGUGCUACCCUGGAUCUCUAGAUCCCCGAAAAGUUAAAGAUAAGAUUGUUGCCUGUGAACUGGGUAUCAAUCCCAGAGUGGAGAAAGGCGAAGAAGUUCGCAGGGCAGGAGGCGCUGGCAUGAUUCUCUACAAUGAUAUUGGAGAAGGUGACAGUUUUGUCGCAGAUGCUCAUGUUCUUCCUGCAACAGAAGUGGAAGUAGUUGAUGGGUUGAAAGUUCUCGAUUAUAUCAAAUCUACAAAGUCCCCUGUUGCUUAUAUUUCUCCAGUGAGAACCGAGUUCAAUACAACGCCAGCUCCACUGAUGACAAGCUUCACCUCUUUAGGCCCAACUAUUCUUAUGCCAGGCAUACUCAAGCCUGAUAUUGCAGCUCCAGGGUUGAACAUCCUUGCAGCAUGGUCAGGAGUUGGAUCCCCAACUGGCCUUGAUUUUGACCAUAGGAAGACUGCUUUCAAUGUAAUAUCGGGCACGUCUAUGGCAUGCCCUCAUGUAGCUGGUGUUGCAGCAUUACUAAAGGCAGCAUAUCCUCAAUGGAGCCCAGCAGCCAUAAGUUCAGCCAUUAUGACUUCAGCUACCAUAAUGGACGACAUCAAGGGAGCUCAGAAUGUAUUGUGGAACCCAGGUCCUUUCGCCUUCGGUGCAGGUCAUAUCAACCCAAAUAGAGCUGGAGAUCCUGGCCUAAUUUAUGAUUUAUCAAUGAAUGACUACUACACAGUCUUAUGCAUUUUAGGCUGGACACCAGAGAUGAUAAAUAGAGCAACUGGUGUACAAUUCUCUUGCCCAGCAGAUGCUGCAAUAUACAACCUCAAUUAUCCUUCCAUUACUGCAGUAUCACUAGAUGAACCUCGGAUAUUGAAGAGAACUGUGACAUAUGUUUCAAAUGGACCAGAGACUUUCAAAGCAGAGGUGAGAUCUCCCCCCGAAGUGGUAGUUGCAGUGAAGCCCAACAUCCUUCACUUCACUAAGACAGGGGAGGUGAAAUCAUUUGAGGUGGUGAUGCGACCCAAGCCUAGUUUAAGAAUCUUUGGUUUUGGAUCUUUGACAUGGAAAAGUGCUAAACAUGUUGUGAGAAGUCCUAUUGUUGUGUGUAGUGGUAAUUGUUUUUAGAUCAACUAAAGACGAAACCACCCACUGGAAUUUAUCUUCAGGUUAUUUUGGUUCACUUAUCAUCAUUUUGUAGCACUGACCCAGGAAUCAAGCUAAAUAAACACCAUUUUUUAAUCCCUGAUGAGGGAUUUAUUUAUUUAUUACGCCGAAGGCGUACCCUAUUUGAAGUAAUUGAGUUAACUCUCAAGAUCAACGGUUUACAUCUUCUAAAAAUUGAUGCAAGACGAUCGAACUUGUCAUGACCAUGGAUAUUGAAUUCACAAAUUUAAAUUAAUAAUAGUAUAAUUUUG
Cryptomeria japonica (Japanese cedar) is the source of this 2729-nucleotide messenger RNA. Its product is annotated as subtilisin-like protease SBT5.3. The transcript is spliced from 11 exons. The record is from RefSeq and is a predicted model, not a curated record. The coding region runs from base 1 to 2439 and encodes 812 amino acids. Lineage: Eukaryota; Viridiplantae; Streptophyta; Pinopsida; Cupressales; Cupressaceae. Gene Ontology annotation, molecular function: serine-type endopeptidase activity. Gene Ontology annotation, biological process: proteolysis.